AUGAAUGCAGGAUCAAAGUUUUCGAGGGAUAAUCGAGCGUAUUGGCUUGGAAGGAAUCACAGAAUCCUCGAUUGGUUAUUGUACGAGAGGUCUUCAAUCAUAUGUUUGCAGUUACAAGCUUGGCCGUACCAACAAUCUGGCGAUGGUCUUACGGCUGUUCAGAAGGACUAUUUCAGAGUUUUGAACUUGAGAGAUUUGCUUUUCAACGAUUGUGGUGACAGAGUCGCGCAGUUGCUUCACGUAGAAUUAGUUCCUCCUUACUCUCAGUACGAUGCUCAUCAACAAGUCUUGAUCGUCAACACUCAUUUGCUCUUCCCUCAUGACUCAACACUGUCCAUAGUACGAUUGCAGCAGGUAUAUAAGAUUCUUCAAGAUUGGAACGGGAGAAAGAGAGGACAUGUCUACAAGUUUCUGUGGUCACAGGAGUUUGUGUCGUCGUACGACACUGCUCAUCCGUACACAGAUCCAGAUGCUCACAAGUGGGUGAGCCACCGGAAUCAUCGUGGUAACAUAUGCGCUGUUGAUUUCAUAUGGCUUCUUAAUCCAAACCGGUAUAGAAAGCUUCUGAAAACAAGUUGGAGUGAGGCAGUGUUUGGCAUGUUCAGGUAUUUACUGAGGCGAGCUUCACUAACAGCUGAAGAUGCUUUUGCCUUUCUGAAAACCGACAAUGAUGGUGACCACAUACAUUCAUGGGCUUCUCUCAAUCUAACGGGUCACUGCAAUGGACUCACCACAAAAGAGAUUAAAGAUCUGUGGGUUCAAGCUGACACUGAUGGAAACGGUCUUCUAGAUUACAAGGAGUUUCAGCAAAGAAUAUGGAACCAAAACUGGUCGGAACAGAGAGAUGCAGCGGACGGAGAAGCAAAGGGUAAUCAAGAACAAACGGUUGGAUUCAGCGUCAAGAACGCAGUUUUGUUUCCUCCGGAGGUCGAAAAAGGGAUGUGGCCGGAAAAUUACUCUCUCUCAGAUCACGCGAGACUCACCGUUGUAUUCUCUCCGAUAAGAAUGCCUUGCUCUCAAUUGGUUUCAUGA
Messenger RNA from Microthlaspi erraticum, 1032 nucleotides. The record is from the annotation of a GenBank genome assembly. Lineage: Eukaryota; Viridiplantae; Streptophyta; Magnoliopsida; Brassicales; Brassicaceae.